CCAGAUUCGAUUAUUUACAGACCGGAAUACUGCUGAGUGCGGCGUUAAACAACAAACCAACCAACCACCUCGGCAUAGAGCAUCUGUGGGACCCGACAACAUGGCCCAGCUUGGGGCAGCUCUCGGCUCAAACCUGGGGAAUCAGGCCAGACUGUCCGUCUGAAUCAGUGUCCUGUUGAUGAACCUGACUUUCUUGACCAGUACCACCAGACAUGUUGGUGUUUGUGAUUCAUGUCCUACCUACCAGUAAAAUGUCAUACAGUCAUCUGGAUCCACGAGAUGUUAGUGUUCUUAAAAAAUGAUAGUCCUAUCACAUCACACAACUGAUCAGAGAAGAUAACAUAUUCAGCAGAAUCACGUUUGAUCCACAACAAUCUGCAGGUGUUCCCACGAUGAUCAGAUUCCGUGUUCGUCAGACCCGGAGGACAUGGCCGUGCGAGGGAUGUGGGGCUGUAUUCUAUAACCAGGCCACACUGAAGGUUCACGUUCGCUCCCACAAGGGCAGCACUCCGUACGUGUGUGAAAUCUGUGGCCAGCGGUUCGUUGCCUUGCCCUUCCUACACAUGCACAUGCGAGCACACCCUGGUCUGAAGGUCAAGGACAGUGGGAAGGAAUGUGAUGAGUUCAAGAAGGUCAAGGACAGUGUUUGCCGACGUACUGGUGAACUGGCGUAUAGGUGCGGCUUGUGCUUCAAACUGUUUGUGGAAAGAAAAACAGCUGUGAGACAUCUUCAAAAGUUUCAUAGGAUUUAUAGAACAGAUGUACGAAACAAGAACAUCUUGCCUGUGUAUGGAAACAAGGACGUCGGUCAAGGUUUUUCAACAAAGGCUACAGCUGUGUGUGGAGCGAUUCAAGAAGAGUCAUGUUCUGAUGGACUUGAGAAAAAUGCCUACAUAACAACGAAUACAACGAUAUACUCACACAAGACUUCAUCAGAUCGUGUGGUGUAUUCUUCUUGUGAGAAAACUUCUACUAAAUAUGCCAUUGACACCAUUGACAGAUCCGUGGCUAGCUCGGGUCUUGAAUUCCCAGUAGACCAAACUGGUCCAAUAUCCAAUUUACAUUUGAACGAAAAUGAGACUGGAGAUUAUGCAGACCGAGAUGGUUCUGAAGCCAUUGACCAAAUUGAUGCGUAUGGAUCUGAUGUGAACACCAGUAAACCUGUUUUGAGAGAUAGUGCUGGACUCCCUGGGGAGAAUCCGUGUGAACAGGACUGGGGUAAUGUCAGUGUUAAUGAUGUGAUGUGUGUUAAGGGCUCCAAAGACAGCGAGCUGGGCGUUAUGGUCAUGGCGUUGAUCGACAGCAGAGAUUCAGAAAAGGAUGUCGGUCAACCCGUUUUCGGUGAUUUCAACGAAGGAGAGUUGUCCACAAAGGUGAAAACAGAAGUUUGUUCGGGUGACGAAUUCAAAUCGGUUGAUGUCUGGUCAGCAGAUAGCGACGAUACUGAUAUAUCUGAUGGAGAAUGGGAGAAAUUGAGUCUAGCGUUCGCCGAGUCUCAUGCAACAGAAGUACAGUCAGCAUUGAUCAGCACCGAAGAACAUUCACUGAUGGGUACUGAGGACCAUUCAUCUUUGAGAGGAACCGAGGAACAUCCAUCAUUUCAAACAGAGGAGGAAACUCAGAACACACACAACAUUGAACCAGUCUCUCCCGAGGUAUACCUUGAUCACCCAGACGAUGAACCUGAUGACCCACUGGCCGAUGAUAAUCAUGAAAUGUCGAUAUCCAGUAAGGCAGACUUUGAGAGCGCUUCCGACUUCUGCCACCAGGUCAUGCCGAGGCAGUUUACAGACCGAGGAAAAACUUUCACUAAAGCUGCCAUUGGUGGAGAGGUUCCACGGAAAAAGACAAAACACGAAGGUUACCAACAGAAAUCGUGGACCUCGGAAUACAGGAGGAACCUUAUGACUAACAGGAGAAAAAACGCACUUACAAAGAUCUUUAACUGGAAGGCGUACACAAAGGUUGACGCCAAACAGAAACAGCCCUUGAAAUGUCAUAUAUGUGACGGCUCGUUUGUCGACGAGGCCAGCUUGAAGGAGCACAUGAGUCGUCAUGAGGGCACCAAGACCCACUACCUCAAGUGCAGCCAAUGUCCCAAAGUGUUUUCUUCCAAAUACACACUGUCCAUGCAUGAAAGGAUCCACGCUGAAUACCGUCCCUUCCAUUGUAAAAUCUGUGGGAAAGGGUUCUACCAACGGGCCAAUAUCAAAGUCCACAUGCGCGCCCACACAGGGGAGAGGCCUUUUAAAUGUGAGAUCUGUGACAAGGCCUACAGUGUCAAACUGUCUCUUGCUGCUCACUCUAGGACCCACACGGAAGAAAAUAAAUUUGCUUGUGAUAAAUGCAAGUUCUGUUUUUCAAACGAGGAGGAUUUGAUAAAGCAUCAGAAAGUCCAUGCGUAUCAGAAGUCCCACGAGUGUCAUCGAUGUAAAAAGAAAUUUUUGAAAGCAUAUCUGCUGGAAUUUCAUCUGCAGCGGGAUUGCGAGGAUAAGCGGUACAGCUGUGACCAAUGCAACAAACACUUCACUUGUUUCGACUAUCUCAAAGUUCACCAGAGAGUUCACACUGGAGAAAAGCCAUUCGGCUGUGAGGUUUGUGGCAAGUUUUUCAGCCAAUCGGCAAACUUGUCGAAACAUUUGAAAAUACAUAACAACAUCCGCUCUUUUGAAUGUGACAUUUGCAAGCAGACUUUCAUCGAGAAAGCGUCGAUGAUCGCGCACAGACGGAUCCACACAGGAGAAAAACCUCACAUGUGUGACGUCUGUGGUGUAGCCUUCUCGAGCCCAUCCUCACUGGUCGUCCACCUCCGAGUGCACACGGGAGAACGCCCAUAUGCCUGUGAGAUGUGCGACAAGACCUUCACCUCGUCGGGCAAGCUCCGAGAUCAUGUGCGAACCCACACGGGCGAAAAACCCUACAAGUGCAAGAUCUGUGACAAGAGCUUUGCUUUGUCCAAUGGUCUGGUGAGACACACUCGGAUCCACACUGGGGAACGCCCCCAUGAGUGUGAUAUAUGUGGGGAGAGGUUCAUGAGGAAGGACAGGCUGAGGAAACACAUGGGUGGCCAUGUGAAGAAACAGGUGGAUGCUGCAUGGCCGCAGACAUGACGUUGUAGAGGACACUUGUAGGAGUGGUCAUUGUUAAGCUUCAAUCUCAUUUAAAUCAGACCUUAGUUCUCGCUACCGCUAGGCAAAGAUCUGAAGACAUCCCAUUAGGGGUCACGUCAGAACAACCUUUCAUCCGACCAAUG
Haliotis rufescens (red abalone) is the source of this 3253-nucleotide messenger RNA. RefSeq names its product zinc finger protein 699-like. Gene Ontology annotation, cellular component: nucleus. Gene Ontology annotation, biological process: regulation of transcription by RNA polymerase II. NCBI's taxonomy places the organism in Eukaryota, Metazoa, Mollusca, Gastropoda, Lepetellida, Haliotidae. Gene Ontology annotation, molecular function: DNA-binding transcription factor activity, RNA polymerase II-specific; RNA polymerase II cis-regulatory region sequence-specific DNA binding. Bases 393 to 3110 code for a protein of 905 amino acids. The record is from RefSeq and is a predicted model, not a curated record. The transcript has 2 exons.